UAAAUUAGUCUGUGUUAGGUGGUCACACUGUUGGGACUCCAAAGCAAUGGCCUAAUGAUUUUUGAACUCCCUUAUGUUCUCUGUGUAAAAUCUUAUCAGUGACCAUUCUGAUUCCAUCAUCGAGAUACAAAUAUUUUUUUUUCUGUGUCCAUACCAUAGAUCCUAUACUGAGUAUAAGUCCGUACUGACAGUUAUCAUUUUUUAGUGACUUGUGAUAACGGUUUUUUGUUUUACGGUGUUUCUCUCUUUACCCAUGUACAAUAAAUUUAUCUUCGUCUACUACUUUUGCUUAUAAUCACUACUAUUACAAAAUGUUCAACAUAAAAUCAUAAAAUUAAAUCUAUUCGAGUUUCUAAUACUCAUGUCCGGCGUCCCCAUCGGUGCUGUAUAUUGGUCCGCGUGAACUAUGAUCGACAAAGCGCUAAAUUUGAAACAAUUUAUGUUACGCCAAAAAUCAUUAAAAUUGUAUAAAGAAUUUUUGAAAACAAUAAAGAAGAUACCAUUAGAAAGUGAUAGACAUCAAUUUUUCAAAUGGGUGAAGGAUGAUUUCAAAAAAAACAAAUUUGAAACUGAUGAGUAUUGCAUAAAAACUUUACAAAAGUACGGCGAAAAGUCAUUGAUCGAUUUAAAACUUAAUUUGGCUCUUAGUAGCAUUAAAGUAUAGUAUAAAUAAGGUAAUAUUUCAAAAUGACUUUAAACUUUGAUACAGAAAAUCUUGAUGAAAUUAAUAAUUCUAUACUAAAUGGAUGCGUACCAGAAGUUUCAAUAAAUGAAAAUCAUUUAGCUGAGCGUGAUGAAGCAUUAUUAGCUCAUUUGGAAACUGCCAAACUUGUUUUAAAUAAAUUAUACAAUUUGUUAAGUAAACUUUUAAGCCAUGAUGCUGAUCAACAAAUUAGGCCUGAAGAUAUAUUGAACUCAUGCUUAUAUUUAUGCGGAGAACACUGUAAAUCAAAUUUACCAUGGAGCGAUAUUGAAAGUUAUUCAUUGAUGAAUUUGUGUAUAGAAAAAAUAUGUAGUCUUAUGAAUUGCCAUAGUAUUAACGAAUUAUUCACAAAAAUAGAUGUUUCAAGUAUUUUUGUUGGUCUGCAAUAUAAGUUGAAAAAUGAUAAUUGGAAAAAAUAUCCAGCUGCUGUUGAAUGCUAUAUGUGGGUGUUGAAAUAUUUAAAAAUGCCACAGUUAAAUUCUUUUUUAUACUUGGUUAUGCCAUUACCAUUGAAUAUGUUUGACGAUUAUUGUGAUUCAAGUAAGAUUACUGCUUUAGAUGCAUUUCUCCACAUCAUAGAUAAUACACCUGCUGUUGAAUUAACCAUGAGUGGAUAUGAUAUUGUGUUGCUCAAAUCAUUUGAAUCUGGUUUAGCUUCGUUAGAAUACCAAUUAGUCCCUUAUAUACUUAAGUGUUUUUUAAUGCUGAUAUCAAAGACUCAAAUGAAACAUCUAAGUAAAAAAAAUAUCAUAGAAUGGACAAAAUUUGAUGAUGUUAUGAAUAUUUUAUUGCCAAGAAUGGAACUAGAAUAUAAAAACGAAUCAGUUGAAUGUUAUGCAUCUAUUUUACCACUAAUUUUGGAUUUUAUUGGAUUUUCUUGUAUUCGAUGGACUGAACGUUUGAUACCAUUAUUUGUCAAGUACAUCAUGCACAUUAACUCCACAUUCUCAACCGUUAAGGCAAUUGAAGCGUUCAUCAAGCAAACAUGGCCUAGGAAGAAUUUGGACUGGAAUGUGUUGCUGACUAUUUUAGUAAAAGCUUUAUAUAAUGAAGAUAAAAUUAAUCAGCAGCCUAACAUGGAAAAUGUCUUAGCAAUUAUAGAAUGUAUUAGAAUACUGGAAGCAGCUAGACCAGAAUGUGUUCGAAAUGUUUUGAAUAAACUAAAAGAAUGUAAAGAAUUUCAAUCAAAAAAAAUGUUUAUAGAAUUUUUAAAAACAUUAUAAUAUUUGCAAAUGUAGAGAAUAGUAUUGUUGGUUGGAUUUAUUCUUUAUUUUUACUCAAUUCAUAAUUGUUAAAGAAAUAAAUCUGUUUUAAUACCUAUA
This is a messenger RNA of Sipha flava (yellow sugarcane aphid), 2025 nucleotides long. RefSeq lists its product as uncharacterized. The record is from RefSeq and is a predicted model, not a curated record. Bases 688 to 1926 code for a protein of 412 amino acids. The transcript has 8 exons. Lineage: Eukaryota; Metazoa; Arthropoda; Insecta; Hemiptera; Aphididae. Gene Ontology annotation, cellular component: cytosol; nucleoplasm; centrosome.